GUGAUAACAACUAGAGAAUGCCUUCCCCCAGAUUACGGAAGUUACCAGAGGUUUGAUACCAAACCCCACUAAGUCGAUUCUUCUUAGGCUCCACUAGCCCCGCGACCGUAAAACCUUUUGUUAUGGAUAUACAUAUGCAUGUAUAGUCGAUCGUGGCAGCUGACUGGCUGGUGUACUGUACUUUCCUAAAUCUGGUAGACUAGUACGGAGGGAAGUGCUAUCCUUCCAUAACCCCCACCCCCCCGAGUUUCACCACCGGCUACCGUGUACCCGAACCCGAUCAUUUUCUCGUCUACACACACCUACACCUACCGUACCUACACCUACGCUAUCUAAGCUUACUGAGAUACUACCUAAGUAAUCUAUCCGCUUUUGGUAUAUCAUCACCUAUCACCUCAUUCACACCACUCCUUAGGUUGUCCAAUGGCGCCAACACAACUUCCAGCUUCCGGAAACCCUCUGGUCUUCUUUGACGUUACGCUCGGAGGUGAACCCCUCGGACGGAUCACCUUUGAGCUCUUCAAGGAUACUGUGCCUCGCACCGCGGAGAACUUUCGCCAGUUCUGCACCGGCGAGUCCAAGAACAGUCGAGGCCAGAGUCAGGGUUACAAGGGAAGCAAGUUCCACAGAAUUAUUAGCAAUUUCAUGAUUCAAGGCGGAGACUUUCUCAACGGCGAUGGCACUGGCAGUACCUGUAUCUACGGCACUAAACAGUUCCAAGAUGAAAAUUUCGACUUGAAACACACCCAGAAGGGACUUCUCUCUAUGGCUAACUCGGGCCCGCAUACCAAUGGGUCUCAAUUCUUCAUCACCACUGUACCUACUCCCCACCUUGAUGGGAAACACGUUGUCUUUGGUAAAGUUGUCGAUGGCCUCGACGUCGUCGAGAAGAUGGAAAAAACGAAGACUGGCAGACGUGGACGGGAUAUACCAGACAUGGACGUGGUCAUUGCCCAGUGCGGUGAGAUGUAAAGGUCGCUAUCUAGGAUAAUAAGGGCCCUUGUGCUGCCAUAAUAGCUUAAAUAGUUAAUAAUCACAGCAAAUAAGCAUUGGCUAAUA
Daldinia loculata is the source of this 1059-nucleotide messenger RNA. RefSeq names its product putative U-snRNP-associated cyclophilin. The transcript is spliced from 6 exons. Gene Ontology annotation, cellular component: intracellular membrane-bounded organelle. The record is from RefSeq and is a predicted model, not a curated record. Lineage: Eukaryota; Fungi; Ascomycota; Sordariomycetes; Xylariales; Hypoxylaceae. The coding region runs from base 424 to 972 and encodes 182 amino acids. Gene Ontology annotation, molecular function: peptidyl-prolyl cis-trans isomerase activity. Gene Ontology annotation, biological process: protein peptidyl-prolyl isomerization; protein folding.